CCCGCGCGGUAUUCCCCUGAUGUGACUUUCCCACCCGUCUCGCUCUGGAAUGAUGGGGAUCUUUUGGGCUUCUGUUGGAUUCCUUGUGUUGUCGGUGUUAUACAUCCAGCAAGGACUUUCUUCUCAAGCCAAAUUUACUGAGUUCCCUCGAAAUGUCACAGCGACUGAGGGGCAAAAUGUGGAGAUGUCUUGUGCAUUCCAGAGUGGCUCUACCUCUGUGUAUCUGGAAAUCCAGUGGUGGUUUCUACGAACAGCUGAGGACCAAGAACCUGGAGCUGAGGUGACAGGCACUCAGGUAGAACUCUUACCAGAGAGAGAUUUGGACAAUGAUGGCACAAAAAUAAGCACAGUGAAAGUCCAGGGGAAUGACAUCUCCCACAAGCUGCAGAUCUCCAAAGUCAGGAAAAAGGAUGAGGGGUUGUAUGAAUGCAGGGUGACCGAUGCCAAUUAUGGAGACCUUCAGGAGUACAAAGCCCAGGCCUAUCUCAAAGUCAGUGCCAACAGCCACUCCCGGCGGAUGCAGGCCUUUGAAGCAUCGCCAAUGUGGCUGCAGGAUAAGCCACGCAAGAACGUCUCCGCAGCCAUGCCCAGCAGCAUACAGAACUCGGCCAGCCAGCGCAUGCGACCCACGGCUGGCCCUCCCGCAGAGACCAAAAUAGCCAAACAAAGCCCACAAUCAGGUGCGAGGAUAGCUACAAGCCAUGGACUUUCUGUCCUGCUUCUUGUUUGUGGCUUUGUGAAGGAUGCUUUGCUUUAAUCUAAAAAGUGCUGACUUUUUCCAAUAUCACUUUCUCUUCUUAAAGCAAAGAGCAAAUCGCCUGUAAAACCUACGGAGCGGACUGCAAAGUUGACCCUCACUUCCAACCACCACCCUGCACCCAAUGUCCUCUAAUUCUCUACACAAAAGAAGCACCUUCGCCAGGACAUACAUAAAAACAUACAAUAAAAACAAAACAUUAAACACAUUUUUAAAAAAGGAGAGAAGAGGCAAGCCAGUCUUCUUCAUUUGUGACUUUCUUUGGAACGUAAUCACUAGCCUUUUUCUGGGAGGGGAACUCGCAUGGUGUAUCCGAAUGCUGCUCGACGGGAUGGUGCUUUUAUUUUCUCUUUUCUUUUGAUCAACAAAGGGAAGCACCAGAUCUCCUUGACUGUUCAGAGGUUGGCUGCUGCCUUUGCCAUUAUCAAAACUGGAUGCUUUCUUUUGUAUUUGGAAAAUUACUGCUCUGAGCAGAAGGCAAGGAGGGCCGAAAGUCCUCUCAAAACUCCAACUGUAAACUUGUCCACCAUACAAGAUGUACCACACUGGCCUCGCCUCCAUUGCAAUGGAUGGAAAUGCAGUUGUGUGCGUUUGGAAAGUUGCCCCAGCCCUACUUAGAUGGCAAAUCUCUCAAGAAUUCAAAACUCAUAAUCAUGCACAAGAACUAUAUUUCUGAAGGACAAGCAAGAAAGUGUUGAAGUCUCUCUUGGAGGUUCUUCUCUGCUUUGAUUUUUCCGUCCUGGUUUGGUUUUUAUACUUUUGUUCCUGUUUGAGAGUGGCAGUUGCUGGCCUUGGCUUAACCCUGUGGAGCACUUGAAGGUUUCUAUAAAUACAUCUUUUCUUUGUGUGUGUUCUCUAUUUCAGUGUGUUUUCUCUAUUUUUUUGCAACUCCUGUAUAUGCAAAUCUAACUUCAAUUCUGUAAAUUGCUUAUGGUACAUGCGUUAUAACUUUGGAGCAGACAUUCUGUGGUCCAUCCCGCAAGCCAGUUUUGAAUAUUAUCUCAGUGUGGUGCCACCAAACUGACAUCUCUGUUCCCUUUUCGGCAGAAGUAUUCAUUUUAAUUUGUAAUUCAGUAAAGUGUGGGAUUUUGUAAUUCAUGCAUUCACUUUCUGCUGGUCUGAGCCAUUGCAGAUGGCAACCCAGCCCUCUGUUUACUCUGUAAAAAUACACAUUAAAAUUUGUUAUGGUC
This is a messenger RNA of Heteronotia binoei (common prickly gecko), 1947 nucleotides long. It is a transcript of the gene VSTM2A, whose product is annotated as V-set and transmembrane domain containing 2A. Bases 50 to 757 code for a protein of 235 amino acids. The record is from RefSeq and is a predicted model, not a curated record. The transcript has 5 exons. NCBI's taxonomy places the organism in Eukaryota, Metazoa, Chordata, Lepidosauria, Squamata, Gekkonidae.